GAAUGUAGUGGCAGUCGGGGGCUAGCACACUCACUGUGGCUUGCUACUCUUUCAGGUCCAUGCAGUUUUGAUUUUGAAACACCAAUGGUCAUGCUGCCUUAUUCACAUAUUUGGGUGUGCGUUGAAGACAUCUGCUAGAGGAAAGUUCACAGAGGAAAAAAGGCAGACAAGAAGCUCUCUGUGGUUUUUAUUAGCAUCCAGUCUGAUUGCAUUGUGCACUAAGGACUUAUCACUAUGACCUCUGGAUUACAGUACAGUCUACUUUUGUUCCUUUAUUUUACAGGCUUUCAGGAGUCACAGGCAGUUCAGAACUGCCCCAACAAACAGCAGGUCCUGACUGUCAUCAAACAGAUGCAACAGUUCCUAAAGGGUCAAGAAACAAGAUUUGCAGAAGGAAUUCGUAUUAUGAAAGGCAGACUUAAUAAUUUGCAAAACACGGUUAAUAAAGGAGGUCCAGACCCACAGCCAGUCUCUUGUUCUCCACUGGAAGCUCCUGAGAAUGGCAGAAAAUUUGGUUCCAAAUAUCUUGCAGAUCAUGAGGUCCAUUACACAUGUGAUCCUGGAUACCAGCUCAUUGGGACAAGCAGCAGACUGUGUCAGCAGAAUGGGAGCUGGACGGACAAUGCCCCACAUUGCAAAGGUUUUUAUGAUGUGAAGCGUCAAUUUUGA
This is a messenger RNA of Bufo bufo (common toad), 669 nucleotides long. RefSeq names its product fibulin-7-like. The transcript is spliced from 3 exons. NCBI's taxonomy places the organism in Eukaryota, Metazoa, Chordata, Amphibia, Anura, Bufonidae. Bases 235 to 669 code for a protein of 144 amino acids. The record is from RefSeq and is a predicted model, not a curated record.